ACUAUGAAUGAUCUUCAACUAAUUCCAACAUCCAUUUUAUUGGAUUGCAAAAAAAGAAGACAGUAAUACUCAUGAAAAGCUUGGAUUAUUUGGAGGAGAAGUUUAACAUGGGGGAAAUCAUUGAUUCAAAGCCCUUUGAAUCAGUCCAAGCUGCACUUUCUUUGUUUGGUGACCAGAGGAAAACCAGCCCCAGGAUCAAGAAUGAACAAGAGAAAGAGAAAGAUCUGGAGGCAGUUUUGAAAGAAUUUGCGAGCCUAAAACUUCAGCUGGAGGCGAAGGAUUCAGCGCACAAGCAAGCAUUGUUUCGGCUAAGCCAGAACGAGAGCGCAGUGGAGGAGCUUUUAGCGCAGAUAAUGAGCUCCGCGUUUGAGAGAGAUGUGUACCUGAACGAGUGCAGAUUACACAAGGAUCGCGCGGAGGAGCUGGAGUUGAAGAUGAAGGAGAUGUCAGAUCAUACAAUAACAGAGUCCGCAAGGCUCCGAGAACAGCUAUCUUGCGCCGUGGCGGAGCUGAGGGCGGCGCAAGCGGAGAUAUUCCGCCUGGAAACCCAAGCGGUGGCGGCCGGAGACGCAAAAGCCGAGGCGCUGAGACGCGCGGAGACGGCGGAAAAGAAGAUCCGGGACCAAUCCGAUCACAUCACUUCACUGGAGACACAGAUCAAACACCUAGAGCACGAAAUCAACAGAGACAACGAAGACAAUAAUUCAAACGCCCAGGAAGAAAUCGCAUUGCUGAAAGCCGAGAUUCAUAAACAGAAAUCAAAAACAGCCGAAUCGGAGGCCGCAGAAGCUCGAGCCAUAAGCGACAAGCUAUCCCUAACCCUCGUGCUUGAGCGGUUAGCGUUAGAAUCGAAGCAACACAAAAUUGCAGAAGAAAUACGCGAAGAACGAGAAUCGGAUCAGUUGCGAGAACUAGAAAGAUUGAACAGAGAAGUGGAGAUCGCAAUGCAGAAGGUGGGAGAGUUCAGGACGAGGGCGGAGCAAGCAAUCAGCAGAGCGGAGGCGGCUGAGAACGCGAAAGCGAGACUGGAAAACAGGAUAAUGAGAUGGAGGGAGUUGAAGGAGAAGAGGAAGCAGGCUUUAGCAGCCUUGCGAGAGGACUCCAUAUCUAGAGAAAAGAUGGAUAAAUUUGAGUACUAUGAUUAUGGUAGUCCAGUGACUACAAUUGUUGAACCCUUGGGCAAGGUUCUCAAAAUGAAAUUUUAAGUACACAAACUUCCUCUGAUUUUUAGUGAAUUGUAGAGAUGCCUUGAUGUAAAGUGAAUUUUUGUUUUUUCAAACUGCACUCUAGUACCUAUAUAUCACAAAUGAGAUUUAU
Ipomoea triloba (trilobed morning glory) is the source of this 1317-nucleotide messenger RNA. Its product is annotated as WEB family protein At1g12150-like. NCBI's taxonomy places the organism in Eukaryota, Viridiplantae, Streptophyta, Magnoliopsida, Solanales, Convolvulaceae. The coding region runs from base 72 to 1205 and encodes 377 amino acids. The transcript has 2 exons. The record is from RefSeq and is a predicted model, not a curated record.